CAAGGAAGCAAAGCAAAAAACUCGUGGCUAAAAAUGGCGGCACCGCUCCACCAUAACUUUAUCAAUAACACUUGCAAAUCCAAGCUCUGAGAGAGAGAGAGAGAGAGAUUUGCAGACUUGCACCGGCUAGCGUGAGUUCUAAGGCUAGCAUUGUUUUUAUAUUCGGUCUAAGUCGUACUAGUGAAAAAGCCCUUGGCCCUUUUGAUUUCUUCUCUUGAUAAUAUUAUGAGAAGUAGUUGGAGUAGGACUAGUAGUGGGUUUAGGGAUGAUGUUGGGUUGGGUUUAAGGAUGCAAGAUAACCUGGAAUCUUGUAGUGGUAGUGGUAAGAGAUCAGUGACGGCGAUGUCUUGUGAUCAUGAACCAGCAGCUCAUGAGUUAUCAUCUUCUUCUUGUAGAGGUGGUGGUGGAGGUAGUGGGCCACUGUUUUAUAGCACAAGCAACGAUGUUACUUGUCUUGGUGAUAUAAACGACGUUGUAGCUUCCGUCUCUGCUUCUGGGACUGGUACUCCUGAUGCAAUAGCAGAGUCAAAAUCGUUGCAGUACCCCUAUUUUACCUCUGAUUCUUCCCUUUUUACCUUCAAUUCCUCAGUAGAAAUGACACCAUCUGUGAAUGAGAAAGUGCUUUUUACAGCUGCUCAGUGGCAAGAACUUGAAAGACAAACCACGAUUUACAAGUACAUGAUGGCUUCUGUUCCUGUCCCUCCUGAACUCCUUAUACCCAUCACCAAAAAUCAAUCAAAUGUCCUUCCUCCACAGUCUAACAUGUUAACAGGUUCACUAGAACUGGGAAUUCCUAGCCUGAACUCAUCAGAUCCAGAACCAUGGAGAUGCAAAAGAACUGAUGGGAAAAAAUGGAGGUGUUCAAGAGAUGUGGCACCUGACCAGAAAUACUGUGAAAGGCACUCUCAUAAGAGCCGUCCCCGUUCAAGAAAGCCUGUGGAAUUACACGCUCAUGACUCCCCGAGGACAUUGACCAACAAUAACACUAACACCAACAUCACCAAUAACAAUUACUCCACUAAUCCACACCUGUUUAAUCAAAAACCUUACUUUCCAAGCCAUUUAUUUAUGUUUUCUAGCGCCAUGGCCUCUUCUGCCAGCUCAUAUGAUCAGCCCAGGAGCUUGGAAUGGCUCUUGAAAGGUGAGAUUUUACCCGUUGCCAGUAACUACAGCCAAGAAUGGCAGCAUUUGAAGAGAGACAGCAUCAAGGGUAAUUGCAAAGUGUACAACUUUUAUAGAGAGGAGCAGCCGCUUUGCUCAAAUACACAUAGAGGUGGCUAUUCAUUACAAGCUCAGAGGCUAAAUGAUUAUUGCAGCGUGUUAUCAAGUCCCACAUCAACUACUUCGGAGAGGGCUUUAAGUCCUAGCCUGACUCAAGAACAAGAGACAAGGCACUUCAUUGAUGCUUGGUCAACUAAUUCAGGGAGAGACGACAUUGGUGGGAUUGGUAAAAAAAGUUACGUUUCUUCAAGUGAGAAGUUAGUAUUGCCACAUUCAGCUCUUACAUUGUCAAUGUCAUCUGGCACUGGAAGUGAAACUAAUAAUGAAGGAAAUGGGUGUGCUCAACUGAGUAGUUUUGGGAUCAUGGGAUCAUCAGAUAGAGAUCAUCAGAGAGCUAGUGGCUUGAGACCUCAUUGGAUGAUGAGUCAUGGUGGUUCAUGGAUGGUUUCACCACCUGGUGGACCAUUAGCUGAAGCCUUGUGUCUUGGCAUUUCCAGCAAUGCAAAAACUGCUUCCAAUUUACCAUCCCCAUGCAGCAGUAGCUGUGGCCCCAAUGUCAACAAAAACCAACCGCUAUAGUUUGUUGUAAAUUCUGGCUGGGUAGAGGCCAGAGGGUAGAAGCUAAUGUGGCCCAAACUUAUCCCAUUCCCAUUUCGUGUCUUUUCGGCACAAGAGGAUAGUUUGUGUGUGGAAUUUGAGCCUCGUGAUGGAUUGUCUGGCCUGGUCCUUGCAGUGUCUAGGUUCCCCGAUUGAAUAUGUAGAUCCUUUCCCUAUGUUACAAAGUACAAGUAGCAGUUGAUGGGGAGUUAUAACACGAUAUACAAUUCGGUUAUCCAACUAA
Populus euphratica (Euphrates poplar) is the source of this 2062-nucleotide messenger RNA. RefSeq names its product growth-regulating factor 8. Gene Ontology annotation, cellular component: nucleus. Gene Ontology annotation, biological process: developmental process; DNA-templated transcription; regulation of DNA-templated transcription. The record is from RefSeq and is a predicted model, not a curated record. Gene Ontology annotation, molecular function: ATP binding. Lineage: Eukaryota; Viridiplantae; Streptophyta; Magnoliopsida; Malpighiales; Salicaceae. The transcript has 4 exons. The coding region runs from base 226 to 1800 and encodes 524 amino acids.